This is a messenger RNA of Oldenlandia corymbosa var. corymbosa, 1681 nucleotides long. The record is from the annotation of a GenBank genome assembly. Lineage: Eukaryota; Viridiplantae; Streptophyta; Magnoliopsida; Gentianales; Rubiaceae.
AUGGAAGACAAGUUGCCAAAUUCACUAACAAAAUCGACCAACAAGUAUAGUGGAUGGGGAUGGUCUCUUGUAGUUCUUGUUAUGAUGGCUCUUGUUGCAACUGGGGCUGCAUUUACUUUGUGGCAUUGGUACCAAAAAUGGAAGUCUCAACAUCACCAUCACACUCAUAUUCAUCGGCCACCAACCGCCGUCGAUGAUGAAUAUGCUAAUGCCCUAGGAAUUGCCAUGCAGUUCUUUGAUGUUCAAAAAUCUGGAAAAUUGGUAGACAACAGAGUUACAUGGAGGGGAGAUUCAGGUGUAGAUGAUGGAAAAGAAGCUAAUCUGGAUUUGUCAAAAGGGUUAUAUGAUGCUGGGGAUAACAUGAAAUUUGGAUUUCCAAUGGCAUUUACUGCAACAAUGUUGUCAUGGGUCAUUUUGGAGUAUGGACACCAUAUGCAAGAGGUUAAUCAGCUUGAAUAUGCUCAGGAUUCCCUCAAAUGGAUCACUGAUUUUCUCAUUAAUGCACAUCCUUCAGACAAUGUAUUGUACAUUCAGGUAGGUGACCCUGAGGUGGAUCAUGGUUGCUGGGAAAGACCAGAAAUCAUGACAGAAGCCCGGCCGAUAACUCAAGUGAAUGUAACAUAUCCUGGAACUGAGGUUGCUGCAGAAACUGCAGCUGCGCUAGCUUCCGCGUCUUUAGUAUUUAAGUCCAUAAAUGAAGUAUACUCUGAGUUGCUGCUUAAACACGCGAAACAGCUGUUCAAUUUUGCUGAUACUUAUCGAGGUUCUUACAGCGCGAGCAUCCCUGGAGUGCAGAAAUAUUAUAACUCAUCUGGAUAUGGUGAUGAACUCCUGUGGGCUUCAGCUUGGCUUUACCAUGCAACUGGAGAUCAGUCAUACCUCACAUAUGCUACCGUUUCUAACGGGAAUUCUUUCGCUGGCUGGGGAUAUCCAACUUGGUUUUCCUGGAAUGACAAGUUGCCUGGAGUUCAUGUUCUACUAUCAAGGGUGAGUUUCUUUGGUUCAUCAAAUAUCCCUGAUGCAGAAAAUCUUGGCCUUCAGAAAUAUAGGAAAACCGCAGAGGCCUUAAUGUGUGAGUUUCUUCCAGAUUCCUUGACAGCAACAUCCAAAAGGACAAAUGGCGGACUUCUUUGGGUGAGUCAGUGGAACCCUUUGCAAUACUCUCUGGCAUCAGCAUUCCUCUCAGUUCUAUACAGCGAUUACAUGUUCUGGUCUGACACUUCAACCCUUUACUGCGACGGCAACAACUACGAGCCAAUGGACCUGCGAAAUUUCGCAAUGUUCCAGGCCAAUUAUGUGUUAGGAUCUAAUCCAAUGAAGAUAAGCUACCUUGUUGGAUAUGGAAAUGAUUACCCACAGUACAUACACCACAGAGGAUCAUCAAUACCUGUAAAUUCUAAUACAGGUUGUAAGGAUGGUUUCAGGUGGCUUGAUUCAACAGCUCCGAAUCCAAACAAAGCAGUUGGAGCACUUGUAGGAGGGCCAUUUCGCGACGAUACUUUUAUCGAUUCUCGGAACAACUCAAUGCAGAAUGAAGCAACCACAUACAACGCCGCCUUCAUGGUUGGCCUCCUCUCCGGUCUAUUAACUUUCUCUCCCAGUCAACAGUCUUUCACAUAGAAGAAUAACCAUGCUCAAGUCUUUGUCCUGAUAAACACCCUUAUAACAUGUAAAAAAUGAU